GAUAAAAGGGGUUCAUGGCCCCCUGACCCCACUGUGGUUAACAGAUCUCUUGGGUGUUUGGAAGCUGUGUGUUGCCAAGAUGAUGCAACAGAUUUUGAGGGACAUGUACAUCGAUCCGGACCUGCUGGCGGAGCUCAACGAGGAGCAGAAGCACAUCCUAUUCUAUAAGAUCCGCCAGGAGCAGGUGAGGCGCUGGGAUGAGAGGGAGAACCAAGAGAACCAGGAGAACCAGGACCAGGACCAGGGGAAGAAGGGCAGCAGGAGAAGUAUCCAGUGGCUGCAGGGCAGCGAUGGGGAUGUGUGGGUGUGGGUGAUGGGCGACGCUCCUGGGGAUAAGCCUUAUGAGGACAUCAUCAAGGAGUUGAUGGGGGAAAAAGCCAGACGGCAGGCUCAGCAGGAGGCCAAGGAGCUCUGGCGAACCAAAGAGGCUGAGAUUGAGGAGAAGUUCCGGGGUGCUAUGGCGAAGGAGAAGGCCCGUUUUGUGGCAGGGAAGUGGAAGGAAGAAACGGAGGACAGGAAGGCUGCCAAGCAGGAAGAGGAACACAUCCAGGAGGCUCUCAAGAAACGAGAGGAGGAGGAGAGACAGCAAGGUGAGGAGGAGAUAAAACGUGCAGAGGAGAAGAGAGCGAGGGAGCUGUAUAUCUCCCUAGAGCAGGAACAGAGAAGGAGUGAGAAGAAUGACAAGGAAUGGGAGGAGCAACUGCGGCGCUCUAAGAUGGCUGACCAGGAGAUGCAGAGAAAAGCGAGGCGGGCGCGGGAUGAGUACAAGCGCCAGUCCCUGCGGGCUAUAGAGAAGGGCCGUGUGGCGGGGCUCAGUGGGCUGUUCCAGCAGGGCCCGGUGGUGGGGAACGGACCAACAGCAGCCCCCCUCAGGAGACACAGCACCGUGCUAGAGUCAUCCUCCUCCACCACACAACGCCCCGGCCUCCAUCCUGCUGCUCCUCCACUGUACCGCCGCAGACAGAGCCAAAGACACAGCACCAUUGUUACACAGCCACUGAUGGACAGUCCUGCCUGGGUGAGAGCUCCCCGGCCCAGCUCCAGAGAAUGUGUUCUGCUGUGGUUCAAAGAGGAGCAGAGGCCCAAACAGGCUGGCUAUGAGCGCAACAGCACCGCCAUCGCCCCCUGGUUCCACGGUCUGAUUUCCAGACAGGAGUCAGAGACCCUGCUGAUGAAUGCAGCGGACGGCUCCUUCCUGGUGAGGGUGAGUGACAGGAUCUGGGGCUACACGCUGUCCUAUCGCACGGCCGACGGCUUCAAACACUUCUUGAUCGACGCAUCAGGAGACUACUACAGCUUCCUGGGUGUGGACCAGAACCGCCACGCCACCCUGGCUGACCUCAUCGACUUCCACAAGGAGGAGGUGAUCACCACAUCAGGAGGAGAGCUUCUUCAGGAGGCAUGUAAAUGGACAGUCUCAGCCACGGACUAUGGGGGGCUCUUCCAAUGACCCCCUCUACACCCUGUCAGGUCACUGUGAACACCUUUCUGCUCCCUACGAUGUCACUUUGAACUUUGAACUCACCCCACUGGAUUCACACACAGUGAGCUGUCUUUCUACAGGCAUGGAGCCAUGUCUUCAGACUCUAACCAUUCCACAGGACUGUCUGUAGACAUCCAUUCCCCCAGUAGCAUCUUGCAUGCGCCUCGCCACUAGCUGUUGCAGUGGGGACUUCUUGGUAAACAAAGUGCUGCUACAAGCUGUUUGGAAGCUGUAAACUGUCUAACACGAGAGAGGAGUGAGCCAUUGAGAUAUACAGUA
Molecule: messenger RNA, 1762 nt
Organism: Coregonus clupeaformis (lake whitefish)
Lineage: Eukaryota; Metazoa; Chordata; Actinopteri; Salmoniformes; Salmonidae
Gene: sh2d4ba
Product: SH2 domain containing 4Ba
Exons: 8
Coding region: 80-1450 (456 amino acids)
Cellular component (GO): cytoplasm
Source: RefSeq, a predicted model, not a curated record